Carassius auratus (goldfish) is the source of this 833-nucleotide messenger RNA. Its product is annotated as cyclin-J-like. The transcript is spliced from 2 exons. The record is from RefSeq and is a predicted model, not a curated record. Lineage: Eukaryota; Metazoa; Chordata; Actinopteri; Cypriniformes; Cyprinidae. The coding region runs from base 395 to 811 and encodes 138 amino acids.
CACACACACACACACACACACACACACACACGGUUCUGGCGUCCAAACAACAUCAAUGUCAUUAUAAACUAUUACAGCACUUACUCAGAGUGACACAUAGCACAGCUUUUAGCCUCAUCGUUGCAGUUAGAAGUUUAGGAAUUAUUAUUAUUAUUUUUUUUUAGCCUUUAUGUUUAUGCCAGUUUUAAUAAUUUUAGCAUUUCAACUUUUUUGUAAAAAGUUACUACUUUAAUCUUAGUACUGUUUUCAUUUAAUUUAUAGUGCUUUUUACUUUACAAAUCAUUGCAAACAACUUUACAGAAAAUUAAGUUUCAGUGGAACCUGUAUCUCCCCACAGCUGCUCACUUCAUCGAGUACUACCUGCGAUGGACCUGCAUGACGGCUGGCCGAUGGUAUGCAUGGAGAAGACUGUGCAGUACAUGCGUACACCUGGGAGCAGCUGCUGCCCUGCGUGGAGAGACUUCUACUUGCUCAUGACAGUGACGUAAAGGAAGCAAACAAACAGAAAUGCCCACAGCCGAGUGCUCAGCCUGCACAGAUGAUGUAUCCCGUCCAGGGACCGAGCGUGUCCUUGCAUCAGUACAUGCAGCGGCCGAACACACAAUACAUGCAGCAGAGCUGCCAGCCGCUGGUAGUGUCCUCUCAAGGUCCUGCGACAUAUCUGACACAUACGGCCUCAAUGCAGGUCUCCACGGCACCUGUGCAUGGGCUCACACAGACACAGAGCAUGGAUGCUAAGGUCAACAUACCAGGCAGAGCUUACCAGAUGAACCCGCUGUACCCCUGCGCUGCUCCCUGCUUCGACAGGUGAUGAAACCGGACUGAAAAGCAUC